UGAAUAAUUUAUUUAUUUAGGGUGUUCUUUGAAUUAUACUUCUCUGUUUUAUUGAACCUGAGGCGAUUUCAUUAGAUUUGGAAUUGUUUUCAGUGCCAUCCUAUCUAAUUCUGAAGCAGAAGAAUCCGUUUUCUUUCUGCAAGUUUUGUUUUGUGCAUACUAGGAAAGUUCCAGUAGAAGAAAAUAUUUGCUAGUUUUGAUGGUAAUGGAGAAUUUUAGGACUAAGAAUAGGUCCACCAUGAACACUAUAAACAAGUUAACAGUGAGCUCCAAUAAUGACAACAGUUUACAUAUUAAGACAUGAGGUAGAUAGAGGAGAAUCAUAAUUGGUUUUCAAUCUUUUCUUACACUUGCACUCAAAUAAUCUGUGUAGAGGAGAGAGCACUAAAUUCAAGUUGAUUCUGCAUAAUUGAUUGCUUCUUAGUGGGAUCGUAAAUGGGAUAGGGAAGCAUAAAAAGAUGUGAUGGUUAUUGCUUGAUGCUUUACUAACUAUUUACUAUAAUCUACGACCGCCGUGCAGUGCAUUCACCACUGUUGCCGGUGCUACUAUGCAGCAUAGACUUAUCUUCGUUAACUGCUAAGCUUCUAUAAUGUCGGGAAUAGAGGGAACUUUAACUUCAUGAUAGCAAAAUUAACGGAAAGCGGUAAGAUGUAGAGAAGAAAAGAUUGCAGGAGCAUGCAGAAGAACCAGGGUCGUGAUUGUUCAGGCUGUUAUACUUGUAUAGGGGCUUGUAAAUGAUUCUUUUGAAUUGAAGUUGAAACUGAAAAUCAAAGUUUAGAUUAGGGCGAUUCUUUUCUUUCUAUUUGUCGGUAGCGUUUACUUUUUUCUCCUUUGUUCUUACAACUUUAAGCUCUCAAAUGCCUACAAUUUCAAUUUAACUUGUACAAAAGCCGCCUCUAUUAUCAGUUCAAGAAGUAUGGAUUUCCCGUCCACCCUGUUUGUUCCUUCAAGAACCAUGGGUACCUAUGAACCUAUCCACCAGAUUGGCUUGUGGGGAGAAAAUUUCAAGAGUAUUGGCAGUCCAAAUAUAUCUCCAUCAGUGAUUUUCGAUGUGGCUAAUAAGCUAGAAAACGAGUCCGAGACUACUUCACAUGAAUUGCUGGCUCCUUCUAGCAAGUAUGACCAAGAAGCAAGUAAACCUUUCGAUAAGAUACAAAGACGUCUUGCACAAAACCGUGAGGCUGCUCGUAAAAGUCGUUUGCGGAAAAAGGCAUAUGUUCAACAAUUAGAAAAUAGUCGCUUAAAGUUGAUUCAGUUGGAGCAAGAGCUUGAAAGAGCAAGGCAACAGCAGUGUCUUUAUGCUGGUGGUGCAAUAGAAGUUGGUCAUCUUGGAAUUUCUGGUGCAUUAAACUCAGGGAUUACUGCAUUCGAGAUGGAAUACGAACGUUGGAUGGAAGAACAAAAUAAACAAAUAUGUGACCUCAGGAGUGCUUUGAAUGCUCAGAUAAGUGAUAUAGAGCUUCACAUUCUUGUGGAAAGUGGCAUGAGCCACUAUUUGGAACUGUUCCGUAUGAAAUCAAGCGUUGCGAAGGCUGAUGUUUUCUAUGUGAUGUCUGGUACGUGGAAAACAUCAGCAGAGCGAUUUUUCUCAUGGAUUGGAGGGUUUCGGCCUUCUGAACUUCUUAAGCACAAUCAACGCUACUUUAACCUAUGUUACUCAAACUCGGAUGUGCUAGUGCCUCAAAUAGACCCCUUGACAGACCACCAAAUUUUGGAAGUUUGUAACUUGAAACAAUCAUGUCAGCAAGCCGAAGACGCCCUUUCGCAAGGCAUGGAGAAACUCCGGGAAACUGUGUCUGCAACUUUAGCAUCGGGUCAAAUGGGUCAAGGUACUUACCUUCCUCAGGUGGCUAUGGCAAUGGAGAAGUUAGAAGCUCUCGUCAACUUUGUGAACCAGGCCGACCACCUACGGAAAGAAACACUACAGCAGAUGUCUUACAUCCUAACUACUCGACAGGCAGCUAGAGGCUUACUUGCUUUGGGAGAAUACAUCCAACGUCUUCAAGCUUUGAGUACAGUUUGGGCUAACCGUCCUCAUGGACCGGCUAAGCUUACUGUAGAAAACGUUAGAUGAUCACUGCAAGAACUGUUCUGGCAAAACAGAGACGGCGUUUUAUAAAGAUAAGUAACAUCAAUUUAUGCAGCCCACAAUUUUUUUUUUGAAGCAGCUUAUCUAGAGGUCUUAAAUGUUGAACAUAUAAAUAGUUAAUUUUACAUGGGGUAAGAUUGAGAUCAAAACGAUUUCCAGUAUGCUAUGUUGUACAUUACAUAUAAUCUUGAAAGUGUGUGUAUAUAUAAAUAUAGGUUCUACAUUUGAGUCA
This is a messenger RNA of Hibiscus syriacus, 2322 nucleotides long. RefSeq names its product transcription factor TGA4-like. The transcript has 10 exons. Gene Ontology annotation, biological process: regulation of DNA-templated transcription; DNA-templated transcription. Lineage: Eukaryota; Viridiplantae; Streptophyta; Magnoliopsida; Malvales; Malvaceae. Gene Ontology annotation, molecular function: DNA-binding transcription factor activity; sequence-specific DNA binding. The record is from RefSeq and is a predicted model, not a curated record. The coding region runs from base 918 to 2075 and encodes 385 amino acids.